AUGGCUGUCCGUGACCUAGUCGCCGAACCCUCGCUAUUGCCCGUGUUGUCCACCAGCGCCGAGACCCGCGAUCAAUGCCAGCGAUUGCUGGCUGCCUUGGAUCCGACCGCAGACUCCGACCCGCAAGAAGCUGCCCUGACCGCGUCGAAGGAACAAAAGCGGUUAUUUGCUCUGCUGGCUCGUCUGCGUGGUCAGAAUCGUGAGGCAAUUCUCCGCGUGCGUGAGACGAAACAAUCUACCGCCGAAGGUCGCCAGGAGAUCGAUCGGUUACAUCUCCAACUGCAGAAUCUGUAUUAUGAGCAACGGCAUUUGGCCGGUGAAAUCGCUGCCUGCGAGUCUUAUGACCACAAAUACCUGGCCCUUCCUCUAAUCCCUGUCGAGGAGUUCCUGGCCCUUUUCCCCGAACACAACGACUCCGAUGCCCACGAACUCAUGGUGGCCCGAAUCAAUCAUGAACAUGCCGAGCGUGAGAAACUUGAGCAAGCCCGUCAGGAGCUUCUCAAACGCAAGCAGGCUCUGAUCGCUGAGAACAACAAACGAAAGGAUGAUUUGGCCAGCUUGGACCAGGAUUUGGAGCGGUUUAUCGACGCCGCAAAACCCAUCCAGAAGCUUUUCGAAAAGGAGUAUUAG
Messenger RNA from Aspergillus melleus, 630 nucleotides. RefSeq lists its product as uncharacterized. Gene Ontology annotation, cellular component: THO complex part of transcription export complex. The record is from RefSeq and is a predicted model, not a curated record. The coding region runs from base 1 to 630 and encodes 209 amino acids. NCBI's taxonomy places the organism in Eukaryota, Fungi, Ascomycota, Eurotiomycetes, Eurotiales, Aspergillaceae. The transcript has 3 exons. Gene Ontology annotation, molecular function: mRNA binding. Gene Ontology annotation, biological process: positive regulation of DNA-templated transcription, elongation; mRNA export from nucleus.